Anopheles cruzii is the source of this 2426-nucleotide messenger RNA. RefSeq names its product bifunctional 3'-phosphoadenosine 5'-phosphosulfate synthase (gene Papss). Gene Ontology annotation, biological process: sulfate assimilation; 3'-phosphoadenosine 5'-phosphosulfate biosynthetic process. Gene Ontology annotation, molecular function: ATP binding; sulfate adenylyltransferase (ATP) activity; adenylylsulfate kinase activity. The record is from RefSeq and is a predicted model, not a curated record. Bases 190 to 2070 code for a protein of 626 amino acids. The transcript is spliced from 4 exons. Lineage: Eukaryota; Metazoa; Arthropoda; Insecta; Diptera; Culicidae.
AUACGGUCUACAUCAAACCCGGGGACCCCCAUACGAAGCACUCAUUCUGUUCUGGCCCUAGCCGUUGCGGUAAUUGAAGUCUCAUUAAAUAGUGAUCGUUUACUUGCACCCCGCAAGUACGAGCUUUAGUGAAAUCACUCUGUCUUUGGGGUGCUAAAAGUUCCUGCCCAGAAGGUGACUACGCGCAUCAUGAGCGGACAACCCGGCAAGUCGGUAAAGAAACAGAAAACAUGCCUGCAGGUGGCCACCAAUGUGACGGAGCAGAAGCACAAUGUGUCGCGCGAGGUGCGCGGCCAGAACCUCGGUCUGUGCCGCGGGUUCCGCGGGUGCACCGUGUGGCUGACGGGGCUCAGCGGGGCCGGCAAGACGUCGAUCGCGUUCGAACUGGAAGCGUACCUCGUCUCGAAGGGCAUCCCGGCGUACGGACUCGACGGUGACAACAUCCGGACGGGGCUGAACAAAAACCUUGGCUUCUCGCAGGUCGAUCGUGAGGAAAACAUUCGCCGCGUGGCGGAGGUAGCGAAGCUGUUCGCGGACAGCGGCGUCGUGUCGAUCUGCAGCUUCGUGUCACCGUUCGCCGAGGAUCGCGAGAUGGCACGCAAAAUCCACAAGGAUUGUGAUCUAAAGUUUUUCGAAGUGUACGUCGACACACCGCUCGAGGUGUGUGAGACCCGGGACGUGAAGGGACUGUACAAGAAGGCCCGCCAGGGCGUCAUCCAGGGCUUCACCGGGGUGACGCAGGCUUACGAGGCACCGGAGUCACCGGAUUUGCGCGUCAGCACCGAGCUGCUGACCGUGCGCCAGUCGACGCUGAUGCUGAUCCGGUUUCUCGAGGACGAAGCCAUCAUACCAAAGUUCCUGAAAGAGGACGCACCGUUACCGGAGCUGUUCGUGUCCGACGAGCUGAAACCGGAAGCGCUAUCGCUGCCCUCGCUCACCAUCAGCACGGUCGAGCUGCAGUGGCUGCAGGUGCUGGCCGAAGGGUGGGCCUUCCCGUUGCGGGGCUUCAUGCGGGAACAGGACUAUCUGCAGGCGCUGCACUUUAACUGCUUGCUGAACGAGGACGAAACCCUGCGCACCAAUCAGUCCGUGCCGAUAGUGCUGUCGGCCAGCGCCGCUGAUAAGCAGCUGCUGGAAGGGGUCAGUGCCCUGGCGCUACACUAUGAGGGGCGCGUGGUGGCCGUUCUGCGGAAGCCGGAGUUUUUCGAGCACCGCAAGGAGGAACGCUGUGCGCGGCAGUUCGGAACGACCAACCGCGAUCAUCCGUACGUGCGGAUGAUCUACGAAGCCGGCGACUAUCUGGUCGGUGGCGAGCUGGAGGCGUUCGAGCGGAUCGAAUGGAAGGACGGCCUGGACAGCUACCGACUGACGCCGAACGAGUUGAGGCGAAAGUUCCGCGACAUGAAGGCGGACGCCGUGUUUGCCUUUCAGCUGCGCAAUCCGAUCCACAAUGGACACGCCCUGUUGAUGAGCGAUUGUCGCCGGCAGUUGCUCGAGCGGGGUUUCAAGAAUCCGGUUCUGCUCCUCCAUCCGCUCGGUGGCUGGACAAAGGACGAUGAUGUACCGCUCCCGGUACGCAUGGCCCAGCACCAGGCGGUACUGGACUCGGGUGUGCUCGAUCGCGAUCACACGGUGCUGGCGAUCUUUCCCUCGCCCAUGAUGUACGCCGGCCCUACCGAGGUCCAGUGGCACGCCAAAGCCCGAAUGAAUGCCGGUGCUAACCAUUACAUCGUCGGUCGGGAUCCGGCCGGUAUGCCGCAUCCGGACAAGAGCGUUUACCCGGACGGUAAUCUGUACGACGGAACGCACGGUGCCCGUGUGCUCAAGAUGGCGCCCGGGUUGGACAGCAUAGAGAUCCUUCCGUUCCGUGUCGCAGCGUACGACAAAUCGGUCUCGAAAAUGGCCUUCUUCGAUGCGGCACGCAAGGCAGACUUUGAUUUCAUUUCCGGCACACGAAUGCGAAGCUUGGCGCGCAGCGGAGACAAUCCACCGGAUGGGUUUAUGGAGCCGAAAGCGUGGCAGAUACUCGCCCAGUAUUACCAAUCGUUGCAGCAGCAGCAGGGCCAGUAGACCACCGACCGCCGGCCGCGUUUUUCCGUUUUAGUGUUUCGUGAAUGCAUUUUAUGUAAGCUUCCGCAAAUUCCGGAAUUGCGGGAGCGUGUAAGAGUAAGGGUCAUUUUUUCUUGGGUCCUGGGGAUGAUUUCUCACUUUUCCACCACCACAAAGGCGACAAAGAGGCGCAGUUCCACGGCGGUUUUACGUUUAUAUUCACCGGUAUCUUUAUUCACAAAAGUCGCAGUGUACUGCGAUGGGCGGGCGGGUCUACUGUGUGAUGUCGGUUGAUGCCCGCAGCAGUCGACAUGAAAGAGCGCGAAUAAAGAUACUUUUGUCAACGGGGGGCGCGGGUACGUAGUAGGCGCGCCCAA